AUGAAGAUAUAUACGUCGAAGGCCGUCACGGCAGUGGCCUUCCUGCUGAGUGCGAUCCCAUCAUGUCUGGCAGAAGAUCCUAAGAUCAAGGGAUGCUACAAAGAUUCCGGCAGCUUGAAGGACAUGGGGCCCACCAAGUACCAGAGUGUAGGAGCCUGUCGAGACCUUUGCGUGAAGUCCCAGAGUGCUGUAUUUGCGCUUCAUGACACAAACCGAUGCUCUUGCGGUGAUAAAUAUCCUCCAGUGGACCUCAAGGCCGCACCUUCAGACAAGACCUGCGUGCUCGUUAAAUGUCCUGGCUUUGAUCAAGAUCAAUGUGGUGGAAAGAACAGCUAUGCGAUCUACCUGACCGGUCUAGUCGACGACCCGGCAACAGAAGGCAGCGCAGACGACGGCGAUGCCACGAAGACCUCACAACCUCCUCAGGCAACAAUUACUGAGGGAGGGCACACCGUCAUCGUCACGCCCACCCCAAAGCCGUCAGGCCCCAACAAGGCUGGAAUCGCCGCCGGAGUAGUCGUCGGCGUCGUGGCCAUCGGUGCCAUCAUCGGCGGUGCCAUUUUCUACCUCAAGUACAGAAAGCGACAGAAAGUGGUUGACGAGUACCGUCGCAACGCAACGAUUAACAACUUCGUCGCAGGAGGAAAGCCAUCUUAUAGCCAGAGCUCGGCGGAUUCGCGAUUAGACCCCAGCAUGACAUCUCAGCGCCGCCAGAGCAACGGCAGCAUUGCUGAUGACCAGGACUUCUCACGACGAGUUUUGAAGGUCACCAACCCGGAUGGAAAUUAUUAA
Nannizzia gypsea CBS 118893 is the source of this 792-nucleotide messenger RNA. RefSeq lists its product as hypothetical. Bases 1 to 792 code for a protein of 263 amino acids. The transcript has 3 exons. Lineage: Eukaryota; Fungi; Ascomycota; Eurotiomycetes; Onygenales; Arthrodermataceae. The record is from RefSeq and is a predicted model, not a curated record.